AUUGAAUCUCUUUGUUGGCCAAGUUCCUGAAUUCUCUCAUCUGCAACCAUGACUGCAUCGGCGAUGGAUCCUCCUCCGCCGCGAAACCCUACCCGUGUUUCAGAUCCUGUUCCGGAUGCUACAUCGAUUUUGGACAGCGAUGAAUCGUCCGCUCCAACGGAAGUCUCGUCGAUGAACCCUCCGCCUCCCAGAAACCCUAACCUACCUGAUCUCGAGUCAAAGGAAGUAGUAAAACCGGAGCUAAUCGAAGAAGCUAAGGACGAUUCCGUCGCUAUAGACGCGAAAAAUCCACCCCGUGCCCGAGCCGUGAAGCAGAAUCCCGUCCCGUACACGAUUCCAGAGUGGAGUGGACCUCCGUGCCACAAAUUUCAGCUUGAAGUCCUCAAGGAAGGCGCCAUUGUCGAAAAAUUAGAAGUGUAUGAGAAAGGAGCUUACUUGUUUGGACGUGACAGUAUUUGCGACUUUUCCCUUGAGCAUCCUUCGAUUUCUCGGUUUCAUGCAGUUAUUCAGUACAAGAGAAGUGGAGCUGCAUAUCUAUUCGAUCUUGGAAGCACUCAUGGAACGUUAAUUAACAAGAAUAAGGUGGACAAAAGACUUUAUGUUGAUUUGCAUGUUGGUGAUGUUAUUCGCUUUGGCGGUUCGACUCGGCUGUACAUUUUCCAAGGACCCUCGGAGUUAAUGCCACCUGAGAAAGACUGGCAAUUAAUAAGAGAAGCAAAGCAGAGACUGGCGAUGUCAGAACGAGAAGCUUCACUUCGGCGAGCAAGACAGCAAGCUUCAAUGGCUGAUGGUGUUUCGUGGGGCAUGGGGGAAGAUGCUAUUGAAGAAGAAGAGGAUGAUGUUGAAGAAAUCACUUGGCAAACUUAUACGGGAGAGCUCACACCAAAGCAAGAAAAAACUAAAGAGAAAGUAUUGAAACGGUUGGAGAAGAUUGGCCAUAUGAAGAAGGAAAUAGCUGCUAUUCGAGCUAAAGACAUUUCUCAGGGUGGAUUGACACAAGGACAACAAACGCAGAUCGCCAGGAAUGAGCAGAGAACAGCCGAGCUUCUGGAAGAGCUUGAGAGCUUGGAGGAAACAUUGAAUGACAGCAUCCGAGAAAGUUUGGGUGCGAAAACAGGGAGAAAACCCAAUGGUAAGAAGAAAGGACCUGCGGAAGAGGAGGAAGACUUCUCAAGCGAUGAAGAUGACUUCUAUGAUCGGACCAAGAAGAAACCAUCAACAAAGAAAGGCAGCGAAAGCCAAACUGUAGAAACUGUAGAUUCUCUUCUAGAAAAGAGAGACAAGGUCUUGAAAGAAAUAGAAGAAAAGAAUAAACAGCUUUCAGCAGAGAAGAAUAAGAUGGAGACAGAGACUGUCGCAGAGAAUGCAUCGGGAGACGCCCUUGACGCAUACAUGACUGGGCUUUCUACUACACUUGUGCAAGAUAAAACUGCCCAGAUCCAGCAAGAAUUGUCUGCUCUUCAGUCAGAAUUUGAUAGGAUAUUGUACCUUCUAAAGAUUGCUGACCCAACCGGACAAGAGGUUAAGAAAAGGGAGUUCAAAUCACAGGAAGCAAAUAUGAAGAAAUCUGAAAUACCUCCUGUAGAAAUGAAGAACAGUCCACCUUUGAAACCAGCUGGUCCUGAUGAGCAUAGGGAGAAGGAGGUGGGGAAAAAUGAAGUGGACUCGGACAGUAAGCCUGAAGUUGAAAAGAAAGCAAGUGAAACAGCUGAAGAGAAAAAGACCACUGUGUUUGUUCCAUCAAAACCCCAAUGGCUUGGUUCCGCUGCAAAUAAAGACACGGUCGAAGAGAAGAAACCUAUUAUUGUAGCUGCUGCGACUGACAGCACAGAUGAUGCCGAUGAGUUUGUUGAUUAUAAAGAUAGGAAGAAGAUGAUUGAAGGUGCAACAGGAUUGAUUAUAAGAAAACGGAAGCAAGAAGUCAAGAGCAAAGAAGAAGAUGAUGAGUCAAAGGAAAAGCAAGCAGAAGCCAUGGCACAAGACGCAGUUGCUCUCUUAUUGAAACAUUCUGUUGGACAUCAUAGAAAUGAAGAAGAGGAAGAAAUUAGUAAAAAGGAAGAAAGUAAGCAAGGAAGUGGGCAUAGUAGAAAGAAGAAGAAGGCUAAGAAAGUCAUUGGUCCUGAUAAACCAGAAUUUCUAGAUGAAAGCACAGAUUAUGAUUCAUCAUGGGUACCUCCUGAAGGACAAUCUGGCGAUGGACGAACGUCUCUGAAUGACCGUUUGGGAUAUUGAUCGGUGAGUGAGUCCCCAAAAGUAAACCAUGUGAUCGAGGGAAGGUCGAAGUGGCUUAAACAUCUGGCAAGUUUGCACCAUUCUUCUUGGCCAGUGUUUCGUAUUGUGAAUUCCUACCCUAAACCGCAAAGCUUCACCGAGUAAAAUUUACAAGAAACAACGCAAGCUUCAUUCAAAUUCCGAGCCCUCUCUUCUCGACAAAGACACAUUCAAUUUCAGAGCACACAGAUUCAUGAAUAUGAUAUCACCUGUUAGUGCCAUUCUAGUUCUCUUCUUACGCUUGCCUUUUGAAAUGUGUUGACUAAUUUCAAGUUAAAUGUUGAUAUUAGGAGGCUUUUAUAAGUUGACACUGCAAAAUAGUUAAAAGAGAGUGAGAAUUGAGUUAACACCUAUAUGAGCUACUUUCUUUUACAA
Eutrema salsugineum is the source of this 2646-nucleotide messenger RNA. Its product is annotated as kanadaptin. The transcript is spliced from 12 exons. The record is from RefSeq and is a predicted model, not a curated record. Bases 49 to 2232 code for a protein of 727 amino acids. Gene Ontology annotation, molecular function: protein binding; mRNA binding. NCBI's taxonomy places the organism in Eukaryota, Viridiplantae, Streptophyta, Magnoliopsida, Brassicales, Brassicaceae.